Molecule: messenger RNA, 984 nt
Organism: Electrophorus electricus (electric eel)
Lineage: Eukaryota; Metazoa; Chordata; Actinopteri; Gymnotiformes; Gymnotidae
Source: RefSeq, a predicted model, not a curated record
AAACCCAAUAUGAAUUUAAUGAAAAUAUUUUUUAUUACUGAAAAAUGCUAGUGUGAUAAAUACAAUUGUGUGUUCUAUUGCUUGAGAGAAAGUGAAAGUGUUGAAUUGGAAUUCCCCCGUGCGCUUGCUGGUGCACGAACAGAAAGCAAACGCACAGGUUUCCGUGCGCUCGUGUGUGUGUUGUUAGCGGACCUCAGCGCGUACAGCCUUUCUCUAGGUGCAGUGUGGAAGUCACAAAAUCAUGAGCCUACACGUACCUGUCGCUGUUCCAAAGUGUCCACGCUGCAAGGGGUCAGAUAUCUCGAAGCUGGAUGGGCAGCGUGCCCUGUGCCGCCCGUGUUCCAGACUGAGGCGUGGUGUGUACUACUUCUGCUGGGCGUGUCGGAGGGAGUGGCCCACAGCGGCUAAGGCACAUGCUGCCUGCUCGCUGGCCCACUGCGCCCUCCGUGCUGCCCUGCUCUCCGACAAGCUCAUCGUGGACCCCGACAGCUCGGCCCUGGGCUGCCCCUUCUUCAGGGCCUGUCCCCAGUGCAAGGCCCUGCUCACGCAUGAUGGGGAAGGCUGUGCCGACAUCAUCUGCCCUCAGUGCAAAACAGAGUUCUGCUUCCGCUGCCUUCAUCAGGAGUGUCUUUUUGAAUUGUGCGAUAUAGUGGAUAACAGCAGGAGUCUGGCAGCCCUUGGUUUGUAGGUGAGGUGAGAUCCAGGAGCAGGGCUGUGACGUAAUGCUGCUGCAGGGUAGAUCUCCCGGAGCAGGGUAGCCUCAUCAAAAAGACCAUGGUCCCCUGCUGACUUAAACCCAUUGCAUUGUGAUUAUAUUGCACAUAUUUUAUCUUUUGCAUCGCAGUUUUUUAUUUGCACACCUGUGAGCUCUUCAGUCUCUGCAAAUUUUCUUAAAAGACUUCAACCACGCAAAUCUCAAGUCAGUACUGCCUAAAUUCCAUCAACAUGUGAACUUUGCAAGCGAACGCGCUGGAUCUCGUUUAC